UCGUCUAAGCGGAAGUAACCUAGGUCUGUUUGGUCUGUUGAUUGCCGAAAUAUUUUUUUUUAUAACCAAGUGUUGUAUUUUAUUAAAGGACGGUGUUUAUUUUUGUAUUAGAUUUGCUUUUUUUGCCGAAAUAUUUUUUUUUGUUCCAGACAAUUAAACGAGACGUCCGGCGUGUGAAGGAGUAGCUGAGGCUACUCAAAGUUUUCACGGGAACAUAUAAUCAAAGUUUGGAGUGUACGAAGACAUGUCUGAGGAUGCACUACGUCCUCAAGCCUACAUUAAGGUCCCUAAAGAAGUCCCUAGCUUCUUUUUCUGGACAUGUCCGCACAUCUCCCUAUAUAAUGCUGAGCAAAAAGAUAUCUGGAUCUGGGCUGCUGAACGCUGCUGCGGGGAUCGACCGUGGAAGGGUUGGGGAAAGGUUACGCGCGGCGUUGGCUGGACUACAGGAGUUACAUUUCCUCAAGGAGAAACAGCGCAAUAUGGUGUUCUGGGCUCUACGAAUGGACCGCGAGGAACCGGUGUCUUCUAACGACCCAUGCAAAGAAAACCCCGAUGUCGAGACGGAAGAGCAACGUCUGGAGGCGACUCUGACAGCCCUUAAGCAGCAACUGUCACGUCUGCGCAGACAGGAUGUGGGGCUGAAGAGCCACCUGCAGCAGCUGGACCAGCAGAUCAGCGAGCUGAAGCUGGACGUGUGCAAGGUCUCCUCUGAGCACCUGGAGACCGACAGCAGGCCCAGCUCAGGGUUCUAUGACCUGAGCGAUGGGGGUUCGGGGUCCCUGUCCAACUCCUGCACUUCGGUGUACAGCGAGUGCCUGUCCUCCUCCCAAAGCAGCCUCCUCCCGCCCCCCUGCCUGCCCGGCGCGGGCUCGCACCCCCACCGGCCCCCGGGGCCCCCUGAGGCGUCCCGCCGUCGCUCGGCCGACGAGAGCGCCGCCCAGGGGGAGUCCCCCCGCGCGGGCGGGGUGCGUUUGGGCAGCAGCUGGAUCCGCACCGGGACCGGGGGCGUCGACCGGGCCCGACAGAGGCCCGUCUCCACAGGAGACCUUGAGAGGAUAUUGACCCUCGUGCCCAGUGUGGAGGGGAAGAAGCCCUCCCCUUGCCACAAUCUGAGGCACUCCACGGUCGACCCCAAAUACCAGAGUAACCUGGUGUCCCGCGGUGGCACUGAGGUGUACCGCUACCCCAGUCCCCUGCACGCGGUGGCCUUACAGAGCCCCAUCUUCUCUCUGAGCGGGGAUGGGGCCACGCCCGCUGCUCGAGAAACUGCGGGGGCCCAGGGAGGGGCCGCCCCGGCCAGCGACUGCCUGCAGGCGAGAGCCGAGGGGGCGGAGGUCAGGCAGGCCAGCUACAUCAACAAGCUCCUGCAGCGCAGCCUCAGUAAGACCAGCCUCCAGGGCGAGGGGGGCAGAGACAGGGCCCAGCCUCCCAGCAGGAGUCACGCGGAAGCCCCUGCUGUCAUCACCGGGGUCCCAGGAGUCACCGGCGGCAAAGCACUUAGGCCCCAAGACCAGAGCCUGCAUCAGCGCCCUGUGGAGAUGGGGCAGGAGUGCCCCCUGGAGCGCAGUCAGGACCUGGUGAACCAUGUUAGCCCCGCCUCCAUCCAAAAUCAUGCCAAGGAAGAGCCUUGCCACUGCCGCUCUUACCCUGCAGCCCCCAGCCAAUGGAAGGCCAGGGAAGCUGCCCACACCUCGGACCAGAGCAGCUGGGUGGAGGAGGAGGACGGGAAGAGCAGCUGUCCCGAUCAGAGCAGCAGAGAGCAGCUCCGCGGAGCAGCGCUGGCCAGGAAGCUGUCGGACAAAAGACCCCGUCUGGGGAGGAGCGCCAGCAAGGAGGAGGGGAGGGGCCAGGACCGGCCGCCUGUCAGCGGGGCUCAGCCGGAGUUCGUCCACGCCCAGUUUGUCCCAGCAGGGUCGCAGCGGGUGAAGGUGAGGCAGGCCGACAGGAAGACCAAGGCCGUGCGGCUGAGGAAGAGGAGCUGCGACAAGCCGCGGGUGACGAAGCAGCCACAGGCGCCCAGCGAGAUGGGGAGGGAGGCCGGCGCUGGCCUGGACAGGGGCCCCAAGCAGGCGGGGCCGGCGCGGGCAUCCCGCAAACUGACCCUCAGCAGGGGGGAGGGAAGCGGCCGGUCCUGCUCAGAGACCAGCCUCUAUGGCUCCGCCUUCCCUCACCACCCCGCCCAGUUCCCGCCCCAACUGGACCCGCCUCUCAGGCCCGGAAAGGCCCACGGACCACAGAGCCAGGACGUCCCGUUAGCUGACCCGGCGAGGAGGAAGCAGGUGACCCGGAAGUGGCAGUCUGCGGCGGAGAUGGCGGGUCAGAGGGCGCAGGAAGUGCCAAACCACGCCGCUGCCCGCCGGUCAGGGGUGAUGCCGCGCAGUGUGAGCGCCAGGCCCCAGUCGGGGCAGUGGGCGGGGCACCCCUACACCGCCUCUUCCUCCUCCUCCUCCUCCUCGUACUUCGGCAGCUACGGUUCCAGGUACCCGCCGGCCCCCUACCCCGUCCCCCGCCCCCGCUACCCCCCGCGGAGCGAGUCUGAGUACUCGGCCGACUGCGCCUCCCUCUUCCACUCCACCAUCGCCGAGAGCAGCGAGGGCGAGCUCAGCGACUUCACCGCCAACCGCUUCGGCGACAGCGAGUCCAGCUGCGACUCCCGCUCCGCCUCCGACUCCGACAGCAGCCUCUCUCAGGAGGAGGAGGAGGAAGAGGAGGAGGAUGACGGAGGAGAAGAAGGGGGCCUGGUGUGGGCGGAGGCCGCGCUGGGGCCCACCGCUGCUGGGCUGUCCCUCCAGCAGCCCCGCGCUGAGCCCCCGGCCUGCCGAAUCAAGGCGUCCCGAGCACUGAAGAAGAAGAUCCGCCAUUUUCAACCCGCUGCUCUCAAAGUGAUGACGCUGGUCUAGCUCAGGAGAGCACAGAGCGGAGCUUAACUGAACAAUUAUAAAGCAUAUUUCACUCAGAUAUGUCUGCUUCAAUACAAACUGUCUGCCUGGACAAUAACAGUUAAUUCAUUGAUUUGUUGAUUUUGCAGUUGAUACUCUGACGGAACUUUUCUGUGGGUGUUUAUCACACUGACCAUGUAAAUACGAAUGCACCCGGUUCAACUGUCAUGAAAAUUUUAUGUGGCCUUCAUUCCUUUUAACUUUUUUAUAUUGCAGAUAAGAAUGUUAUUUUUGUUUUCACCCCCCAACCCCCCCAUGUAUGAGCUUUUGUACAUUGAUUUUUGCCCCGGUAUCUUAUUCUGAGUUUGUUAAUAAAGUACUAUUUAAUGUUAAAA
This is a messenger RNA of Anguilla anguilla (European eel), 3274 nucleotides long. RefSeq names its product dishevelled-binding antagonist of beta-catenin 2 (gene dact2). Bases 255 to 2900 code for a protein of 881 amino acids. Gene Ontology annotation, cellular component: cytoplasm. Gene Ontology annotation, biological process: negative regulation of nodal signaling pathway. The transcript has 5 exons. NCBI's taxonomy places the organism in Eukaryota, Metazoa, Chordata, Actinopteri, Anguilliformes, Anguillidae. The record is from RefSeq and is a predicted model, not a curated record.